This is a messenger RNA of Austrofundulus limnaeus, 3781 nucleotides long. It is a transcript of the gene acap3b, whose product is annotated as ArfGAP with coiled-coil, ankyrin repeat and PH domains 3b. Gene Ontology annotation, cellular component: cytoplasm. NCBI's taxonomy places the organism in Eukaryota, Metazoa, Chordata, Actinopteri, Cyprinodontiformes, Rivulidae. Gene Ontology annotation, molecular function: GTPase activator activity; protein binding. Bases 169 to 2694 code for a protein of 841 amino acids. The transcript has 24 exons. The record is from RefSeq and is a predicted model, not a curated record.
GUAAUUCGCCUGCCGCGCAUUUUGUGUCACCGUGCCACCGGGAGAAGGGCGACACACCGCUGCGCGUCAAACGGAUACCAGUCACCAUCACCUCGGUUCAAGCGACGUCUCGCCGCGGGCAAUGACAUUUGUAGACUGACGUGGGAAUACACGAGCAAAAACACAAAAAUGACGGUAGACUUUGAAGAAUGUAUAAAAGAUUCACCCAGAUUCAGGGCUGGAAUCGAUGAUGUGGAGACGGAUGUGGUCGAGAUCGAAGCAAAGCUCGACAAGUUGGUGAAGCUGUGCAGCGGGAUGAUAGAGGCUGGCAGGGCCUACGUCAGCGCCAACAAGCUCUUUGUUAACGGCAUCAAGGAUCUGUCCCAUCAGUGCAAGAAGGAGGAGAUGAUUUCUGAAUGCCUUGAAAAGUGUGGAGAAAGCCUCCAGGAGAUCGUCAACUAUCACACGAUUUUGUUCGACCAGGCUCAGAGGUCGAUCAAACAGCAGCUUCAUACCUUCAUCAAAGAGGAUGUUCGUAAGUUCAAGGACACCAAGAAGCAGUUCGACCGUGUGCGUGAGGACAUGGAGCUGGCUCAGGUGAAGAACGCGCAGGCGCCCAGGAACAAGGUGCACGAGGCGGAGGAGGCCACGCAGGCCCUCAUCCUGAGCCGCAAAGCCUUCAGGCACCUGGCUUUAGAUUAUGUGCUGCAGAUUAACGUCCUUCAGGCCAAGAAGAAGUUUGAGAUCCUGGAUGCUAUGCUGUCGUUCAUGCGAGCCCAGUACACUUUGUUCCAGCAAGGCUUUCACAUCCUAGAUGAGAUCGACCCCUACAUGAAAAAACUGGCUGCACAGCUGGACCAGCUGGUCAUCGACUCCGCCGUGGAGAAGAGGGAGCUGGAGCACAAACACGCUCUCAUCCAGCAGAGAACUCUGAUGCAGGAUUUUUCUUACGAUGACCCCAAGCUGGAAUUCAAUGUGGACGCUCCGAAUGGCGUGGUCAUGGAGGGCUAUCUGUUCAAGAGAGCCAGCAACGCCUUCAAGACCUGGAACAGGCGGUGGUUUUCCAUCCAAAACAGCCAGCUGGUCUACCAAAAGAAACUUAAGGACUCUUUGACAGUUGUGGUUGAGGAUCUGAGGCUGUGCUCAGUCAAACCGUGUGAGGACAACGAGAGGAGGUUCUGCUUUGAGGUGGUGUCACCCACUAAGAGCUGCAUGCUGCAGGCCGAGUCUGAGAAGCUGCGGCAGGCUUGGAUCCAGGCGGUCCAGGCAAGCAUCGCUUCCGCCUACAAAGACAUCGGCGACAACUAUUACGUUGAGCGUUUGGACCGGACCGCUUCGCCCUCCACAAGCAGCAUUGACUCUGCCAGCGAGCCCCGGGAGAGGGGGGAGAGGGCUGAAAGGGUGUUUCGGGGAGGGGGGGAGAGUCUCCUCCAGCGGGUCCAGAGCCUGCCGGGCAACGAGCUGUGCAGCGACUGCGGCCAGACGGCCCCCUGCUGGGCCUCCAUCAACCUGGGAGUGCUGCUCUGCAUCGAGUGCUCCGGGAUCCACAGGAGUUUAGGCGUCCAUUUCUCUAAAGUGCGUUCGCUGACGUUAGACUCGUGGGAGCCGGAGUUACUCAAGCUGAUGUGUGAGCUGGGAAACACUGUGAUCAACAACAUUUAUGAGGGAACCUGUGAGGAGCUAGGAGCUAAAAAACCUGGACCCUCCAGUUCAAGGCAGGAGAAGGAGGCCUGGAUCAAGUGGAAAUAUGUCGAGAAACGCUUCGUGAAAAAGAUGAGUGGGGGAGAGGCGCUGGUGGAGGGAGAGAGGAAGUCCCGCCCCUGGACGGUGAAGAAAUGCCAGAGACACAGCAGCUCCGUCCGGGCCCCCAACAAGGCCCGCAGGAAAUACCACCGCUACGAACCUGGCAGYGCCUCCCCUGCAAACCUCUCAGCAGCAGCUGCAGCAAAGUUUCGCCGGGACUCGCUGUUCUGUCCGGACGAGCUGGACUCGCUCUUCUCUUACUUCGACACCGGCUCCGGGCCUCGCAGUCUCAGCAGCGACAGCGGCUUAGGGGGAAGCACUGACGGCAGCACGGACAUCCUGGUCUUUGGCUCAGUGGUGGACAGYGUAACAGAGGAAGAAGAGGAGUCGGAGGAGUCUUCCAGCGGCGAGGUGGAAAUUGAACAGGAAGUGAAUUCAGACCCUGAGGAUCCGAGGGAGUUGCACCCGGGGGCGCUGCUUUACCGUUCCUCCCGCCUCCACAACCUGCCGCUCAUGGCCGAGGCGCUGGCCCACGGCGCCGACGUGCACGGUUCCAACGAAGAAGAGGAAGGAAAAACGCCCCUCAUACAAGCUGUGAUCGGGGGCUCUUUGAUAGCUUGUGAGUUCUUGCUGCAGAAUGGGGCCGACGUGAACCAGAGGGACAUGAGAGGCCGGGGCCCCUUGCACCACGCCACCUAUCUGGGACACACUGGUCAGGUGUGUUUGUUCCUAAAGAGAGGAGCUUCACAGACAGAGGUGGACGAGCAGGGUCACGAUCCUCUCAGUAUCGCUGUCCAGGCUGCAAAUGCAGACAUCGUUACCCUGUUGCGUCUGGCACGGAUGAACGAGGAGAUGCGCGAGGCCGAGGGUCCGUUGGGUCAGCCAGGUCAAUACCCCAGCAGCAGCCCCACUGAGCAGCAGUACAGGAAGUGCAUCCAAGAAUUUAUCUGCCUCAACAUAGAUGAGAGCUAGUGCUCACUUCCACACCUGGGAGAAAAGCUCUGUUUAUAAAUCUGCUCCUCCUGAUGGGGAAACUUGAUUGUGAUGAAGUUGCCCCCUAGACGCUGAUCUCGAGCCUGUUURCUCGUGUAGAUCUGGGCUAAAGGGCAACUUCAUACAAACUGGACGUUUUUUAAAGGGGGUGGAAAGUUACUGUGAGGCUAGGUGAGGUGUGUCAAAGGGAGACCCCUGAUUUCCAACUCCACUGACGAUACAGACACCACCUCAGUUUUUCUGCUUGUUAUAUUACUGAGCACAUGACAUACACACACACACAGUAAAACUACACCUGCUUUUUGGUGUUUCGCUAACAGGGUUUUCUUCUAACUUAAAGCAGUGGUUCAGAUCUUUUGAACUGGGCUUCUUUGGUGAGGUUAUGAACAAAAAAUAUCUCACCUGUCAUAGAUGGUUUUUUGAACGGCCUCAGUUUGACAUUUAUUUUUUUAAAACUUUAUUUAUUUUUAAUUCUUAGACUUUUAACUGAUUAGAUUCAUCAGGUUUCAUGGAUAAUUAUAACUGAGUAUCAUCAGCAUAAUAAUUCUGAUUGAACUGACGAGUUAAGAGAUAGUUCUAUUGGGGGCAAAGACCAGCAUGGGUUUCUGCUCCUAAAACGGUUCCAAUUUUAAAAAUGUCAUCAACUCCUGAAUGCUACGUUAGAAAUGUUUACACUGCCGUGAUUUUUGCAUUACAUUGUUUACAUAGAGUUCUAUGGCUCAAACUCUAUCCAAACAAAAGCUAUUAAAAGAGCUAUCUACACCAGGUAAGAUACUGACAACCUUUCCACAGAACCGCUUCAGACGAUCUGAGCUAUCCCUUUAACAUAAUGUGGUGUAACCCCCAGCAUGAGUGCUUGGGUUUAUUUUUAGCUAACAGCUCUUAACCUCUGAAGAAUCUCACUGCAUUAACCCUCUUUACACUUUCUAUCUAUCCAGACCAUCUGUGUGACAUCCAGCUUACCCAUCUCUUCUCGACCAGAGAUGUAAAUAUUACAUAUUUAGAAGACUAGAAACUGUGUACUGUGGCAUGAGGUGAACAACUGGUAUCUGUUCCAUUACUAAAA